Molecule: messenger RNA, 558 nt
Organism: Zootoca vivipara (common lizard)
Lineage: Eukaryota; Metazoa; Chordata; Lepidosauria; Squamata; Lacertidae
Source: RefSeq, a predicted model, not a curated record
AUGUGUUGUAGUCUUACAAGACUAAAUUAUAGUACACAUUACUCUUCUGACUAUCUGGUCUUAUUUGCAGGUCUGCUGCCCGUCUACUUUGCAAGUCUAGGAUUUUGUUACAUGCUGGUAUUCAUUUGUAUGCUAUUUCUUCAAUGGAGGAAAGGAAUCCAGCAGAAGCGACGUGCAAAAGCCUGGGUGAAACAGCUGAAAACGGAAUCGUAUUUCCAGCGCGCAUUGGCUCACGAGGCAGCUGAGCCUGGAAUUAAAGCAGAAGCCUGCAGCCCCGAGUCUGAUAGCAUCCGAAAGCCACAAGACAGCUUCACGGCCAGUGAGAUCACCAUAGAUAGCAGUGGCGAUUCCAUCCCAUCAGCUCGAGAGCAGUAUAAGCCAGUGUUUCAGGAAAUACCAUGCACCUGUGUGCUCUCUCACAUGCCACCACUGCUCGAGCAUUCAGCUUCUUACCCUUGCUCAAUUAUCCGAACCAAAAGCAUGCCAUUCAACUCACCUCUGAAAUCUGCAACGUUGACAAAGGAGGCAUACAAUCUCUGUAGCAGCAUCUCUGCCUAG